Messenger RNA from Xylaria bambusicola, 2084 nucleotides. RefSeq names its product voltage-dependent anion channel-domain-containing protein. The transcript has 3 exons. NCBI's taxonomy places the organism in Eukaryota, Fungi, Ascomycota, Sordariomycetes, Xylariales, Xylariaceae. Gene Ontology annotation, molecular function: malate transmembrane transporter activity. The record is from RefSeq and is a predicted model, not a curated record. Gene Ontology annotation, biological process: malate transmembrane transport. Bases 671 to 2038 code for a protein of 455 amino acids. Gene Ontology annotation, cellular component: membrane.
UCCUCUUGGACCCGUUUUAAUCCACUCAACCAACACUUCUUCGGAGUGAUUUACAAAUUCAAUAUCAGACUCCCCUUGCCAAGAUCAAGUCCGACACUUUGGGCAUUAUCCUGUGUCCACUUCGCAAGCUAUCCAUGUGAUUCUCAUACCACCAACGUUGAAACUGUUGAUUGUAUACUAUGAAGCUGAUAAGUUUACGUCGGCACACAUGCACGAGAAACUUUCGGGAGAAAAAUAUGCGUUCCUCGACGCGUAUUAACCUUGCCGAUCACCCAGCGUUACAGUCUUGUUUACCGAAACGCAUAUGACCCAUUGGAAGAGAAGCACAAAUGGUGUCGCUAAGUCGAUGAUUGGACUUGCGAUGUUGCGGUUACGCAAGCACUUGUACCAAGCCACCUGCACGCUCUUGACGAUCUGCAACACAGUAAUAGCUGGAUAGAUCGUACGGAUUAUACGACUCCGUUGCUAAGAUCUUAGUCCAAGUUUUAGUGCUCGCUACAACCUACAGAGUAUAUCUAGCAGGCUAAGUUCUCUCACUUUUUGUCGUUCGAAACCCCAUGAAUUUCAGCGAGCCUUUCCAUACUAUCUAAUCUCAUUCCUACACUCCCUUAAUCCUGUUUAGUACAAUUUUGAAGAUUUGUCAUUUUAUUCAAGAAAUCUAUCGCCAAUCAUGGGAGAGAGGCCACAGUUGCAGACGAGGGAUUCAUCGAAAUCCGUAGGCACUCUAGCAAACUCCAUGACCAGCCCGUUUGGUUCUAUAGAGGCCUCAUCAAGAGGACUGCUUCUCCACACGGUCAAUCACCGAACCGAUGGGAGACUUGAUAGUGCGCUUGAAGAUGUCCCAACCGCAGUUAACUCUCGACGACCUAGCUUUGAUAUCGACAUAGAAAAGAAAGGUGCUCAUGAUGGCAUCGAUAUCUAUGACCCAAAUCGACCAAAAUUAGGUUUUCGUCAACGCAUACAUCAUUUCACAUGGGCUUGGUUUACAUGGCCGAUGAGCACUGGAGGGUUAUCUCUUUUGAUCUUUGCUCAGCCUUAUCAAUUUCCUGGCCUGCGACAAAUAGGAUUUGCUGUAUACAUCAUCAACUUUGUCAUAUUCUUAACUCUCGUCAUCUGCAUGAUCACUCGGUUCUGUUUACAUCGUGAUGACCUGCGCAAUUCGGUCACUCAUCCCCGCGAAGGACUUUUUCUCCCCACGUUCUUCCUAGCUAUCGCUACAAUCAUUACAAGCACUGAGCGCUAUGUUGUGCCGGAAAACGACAGGCCUCUGCGAUGGGUUAUCCUCGUUGCGUUCUGGGGCUACUUGCUCAUUACCCUUUCCCUAGCCGUCGGACAGUACAGCCAUCUAUUCGCCAAACACAAGUACGCCUUGCCUACGAUGAUGCCGACUUGGAUUCUGCCGAUCUUCCCUAUCAUGCUCUCCGGAACUAUUGCUUCCGUGAUAGCCGAGUCGCAGCCUGAUAUCUCCGCUCUUCCCAUAAUCGUUGGAGGUUUGGGGGCUCAGGGCUUGGGCAUAUCGGUGUCUAUUAUGAUGUAUUCGCACAUGAUUGGAAGACUUAUGCAAGUUGACCUACCAAACCGAGAACACCGUCCCGGCCUCUUCAUGAACGUUGGCCCCCCAGCCUUCACGGCCCUCGCUUUCAUCGGCAUGGCAAAUGGACUACCAGACUCCCUCGACCGUAUGCAAGGCGGCACACUCGACGUCGGCGUCAUCCGCACAUUCGCCUUGAUAUCCGCCAUCUUCCUAUGGGGCCUCUCACUAUGGUGGUUCUGCAUUGCGGCUGUGGCUGUGAUCAGGUCGCCCCCUAAAUACUUCCAUCUCGGCUGGUGGGCGAUGGUCUUUCCCAACACCGGUUUCAUUCUAGCCACUAUCUCCAUUGCCAAGGAGUUCAAGAACCCGCAUGUCCUGAGGUUCACCUCGGCGAUAUCGAUAUUACUUGUCCUUAUGUAUUUCUUUGUGCUUGGCUCUCAUAUUAGGGCUGUUAUCAAGCAGGAUAUCAUGUAUCCUGGGCGCGACGAGGACGUUGAAGAUCAUUGAUCUUGGACAGACUUACGUUGAGGGGUCGGGGAGAUGAGGGAGCAGG